Xenopus tropicalis (tropical clawed frog) is the source of this 7656-nucleotide messenger RNA. RefSeq names its product solute carrier family 23 (ascorbic acid transporter), member 2 (gene slc23a2). The coding region runs from base 272 to 2221 and encodes 649 amino acids. Lineage: Eukaryota; Metazoa; Chordata; Amphibia; Anura; Pipidae. Gene Ontology annotation, molecular function: transmembrane transporter activity. Gene Ontology annotation, biological process: transmembrane transport. Gene Ontology annotation, cellular component: membrane; plasma membrane. The record is from RefSeq and is a predicted model, not a curated record. The transcript is spliced from 16 exons.
GCAUGCUGUGCCAUUGUAUAAUGAGGCAGACGGGCUGGAAGGGAUCACAGACAAGGAGAAACCUUCAGAGGAGACACAAGUGCUGGAGCUGAGCACGCCACUUCCUAGGCAGAUCUGUGGAGUGGCCCUAUAGAACUCUCCAGUCUGGAUGCACAGCCCAAGGCAGUCCUCAUUCUGAGCUCUGAGGGUGGGUUUCCCAAGCACAAGAAGCAGCGGUGUGGCAUUGCCAGGCUCAGCCAAGGCGUGUUGAGUAGUGACCCCAGCACCAGAGAUGGGCAUUGGUCGGAACCCCUCAUCCAAGGCAAUGGAAUCCACAAACUCAACAGAUGGGAAGUAUGAGGAGGAAUCCAAGCAUACAGCUUUUUUUACCCUGCCAGCAGUGAUAAAUGGAGGAGCUGCUUCCAGUGGAGAUCAGGACACUGAAGAUACAGAGCUAAUGGCUAUUUAUACCACUGAGAGUGGCAUUGCAGAGAAGAGCUCAUUGGCAGAAACGUUGGACAGCACUGGGAGUCUAGAUCGACAGCGGCUUGAUAUGAUCUACACGGUGGAGGACGUCCCUCCCUGGUACCUCUGCAUCUUUCUGGGAUUACAGCACUACCUGACAUGCUUCAGUGGGACAGUAGCUGUUCCGUUCCUGCUGGCAGAAGCCAUGUGUGUUGGAUUUGACCAGUGGGCCACCAGCCAACUCAUUGGGACCAUUUUUUUCUGUGUAGGAAUCACUACAUUGUUUCAGACAACUUUCGGGUGCAGGUUACCUUUGUUCCAGGCAAGUGCAUUUGCCUUCCUAGCCCCGGCUCGUGCCAUUCUAUCCCUUGAGAAGUGGAAAUGUAAUACUACAGAUUUAUCCAUCACCAAUGGAACCGAGCUGCUCCAUACAGAACAUAUCUGGUAUCCAAGGAUACGUGAGAUCCAAGGAGCUAUCAUUAUGUCUUCACUGAUUGAAGUUGUUAUUGGCUUCCUUGGGCUCCCUGGAGCAUUACUUAAAUAUAUUGGGCCACUAACCAUCACUCCUACUGUGUCCCUCAUUGGUCUCUCUGGAUUUCAGGCCGCUGGGGAGAGAGCAGGAAAACACUGGGGCAUUGCCAUGCUCACCAUUUUCCUGGUCCUGCUCUUCUCCCAGUACGCGAGAAACGUCAAAUUGCCACUGCCCAUCUACAAAUCUAAAAAAGGUUGGACCGCCUACAAGCUUCAGCUCUUCAAAAUGUUCCCCAUUAUUAUGGCCAUACUUGUGUCCUGGCUCCUCUGCUUCAUCUUCACUGUGACAGAUGUUUUCCCUCCAGAUAGCAGCAAAUACGGCUACUAUGCCCGCACUGAUGCCAGGCAAGGGGUCCUGACUGUGGCCCCAUGGUUUAAGGUUCCCUACCCAUUUCAAUGGGGUCUCCCUACGGUGUCCGCGGCCGGUGUUAUUGGAAUGCUGAGCGCAGUGGUAGCAAGUAUUAUAGAAUCGAUUGGGGAUUACUACGCCUGCGCACGCCUGUCCUGUGCUCCCCCACCUCCAAUCCACGCUAUUAACAGAGGGAUUUUUAUUGAGGGUCUGUCCUGUGUCCUUGAUGGGGUGUUUGGUACUGGAAAUGGCUCCACCUCAUCUAGUCCCAAUAUUGGCGUUCUUGGCAUCACUAAGGUUGCCAGUCGGAGAGUUAUCCAGUAUGGUGCUGCCUUCAUGCUGCUGCUGGGGAUGAUUGGAAAAUUCAGCGCUCUCUUUGCUUCUCUCCCUGAUCCUGUUCUUGGGGCUUUGUUCUGCACCCUUUUUGGAAUGAUCACGGCCGUGGGGCUCUCCAACCUCCAGUUUGUGGAUCUCAACUCCUCCCGAAACCUAUUUGUCCUAGGAUUCUCUAUCUUCUUUGGGCUCAUGCUUCCCAGUUACCUGAAGCAGAAUCCAUUGGUCACAGGUAUUGCAGAGAUCGAUCAAGUGCUAAAUGUGCUUUUGACAACAGCCAUGUUUGUUGGAGGUUGUACGGCUUUUAUUCUGGACAACACUAUUCCAGGCACGCCCGAGGAGAGAGGCAUACGCAAGUGGAAACGAGGUGUGGGCAAAGGCACCUCAGGCAUUGAAGGGAUGGAGUCUUAUGACCUGCCAUUUGGAAUGGGCUUUCUGCGGAGAUACAAGUGUUUCAGUUACCUUCCCAUCAGUCCAACGUUUGCCGGGUACCAAUGGAAGGCUCUACGGAAAUGCGGCAGUUGUCCCAGAGCUGCAGAGGAGGAACCUGAGCCAGCGGUAUAACCCUUGGCCCCCCCCCUCCCCUUUGCUCUUAUUGGGCAGUGUACAGUCUUUGCAAACUUUUACCAGGUUUACCAAACCUUGAACCAGAUGUGUUUUUGUAUAUUUACAUAAAUUUCCAGGACUGAGACCCAGGGUGCAGUAUGGGCUUUAUUAACCCUUCCUUCUUUUAAUAUGUAUGUAUAUAUAUGUAUGUAUAUAUAUAUAUAUAUAUAUAUAUAUAUAUAUUGUACUGCUAAUGCCGUAAGUUGACUAAUUAACUUAUUGUGCUUCUCUUUACUUUGUACAGUCCAGUUCUGUUGCACAUUCUCUCCGUCUCUCUUUAUCCCACCUUCCUUCUCUGGCUCAGCAUGGUGGGCUCCAAAAUUGUCUAAGGGUUUAUCUCAACACUGGCUGGUUAAACGGGUAUUAGUGUCCAUCGAAGGGUACACAGUUGCCCUCUGUCUCAGCUCGGGAAUAUUUAUUUUAUUGCAGUCCUAUCUCCUAUUGUUUAUCCCCCCCCACAAUGAUGUGGGCCCUGGUUGUGUAAACACCACCUUUCUCCUAUCCCCUAAAUGGUGUGGCUCUAUAUAGAGAUUGUAAACAGAUUCCCCACUUUUCUGAAAGACUUGUGGCAUCCAGUGCAUAUUGAAUGCCCCAGUGUUCUGUGGGCAACCGUGAUGGUCAAAAUAUCCUUCCCUGCCUGCAGCAGCUGGCUCUUUACAUUAGCAAGAAAUGCCUAAGGCGGGUGCUGCGGGUAGGGAAGGGUAUGGGACUGGCACGGUUGUCCCUGAGGGGCCAGCAGCACGCACUGUGCCACAUGUGCCAUAGCUCUAAAUCCUGUACAGCAUCUCCCUGUUGGAGAAGCUUCUACUGCUUUCUGGGUACACAGAACUUGUAUAUAUGUUUAAAGUUUUCUCCACUAUAGUCACCAUUGGUAGCCAGGAAAUUUUGAAAUGGGAAGUUUUGUCAACAGUGAUUGAUCAUCUGAGAAAAUUUGUUUUCCUGAGAUCUAAGUUUAUCAAUGACUUCCUCACAAUUGGGAAGUUUAAUUGCCUAGUGAUAGCUAGGUAAAGGAGGCCAGUAACCUGAAAGGAGGAUGCAGACAAGGGUUCAUUUUUAUUUAUAUAUAUAUUUAUUGAUUGCCCUUCUGUGCCCCCCCCCUUACCUAAUUCUCUUGCAUUUUGCCAUUCAGACUUGCUGCUUGAGUUAUCGCAGCAUCCUAAAAGUAUAUUUAAUCUAUUUUAAGGAAAAGCAGAAAUAGAUUUACUGGUUACUAGGUAAAGUACGCUAGUUACCAGAAAGGAGGAUGCAGACAAGGGUGGAUUUUUUAUUUAUAUUUAUUUAUUGAUUGCGGCUCUUUACCCUCCUUAUCUAUUUCUCUUCCAUUUUGCCAUUCAGACCACAGACUUGAUGCUGGAGUUAUCCCGGCAUCCUAAAAGUAUAUUAAAUGUGAUGCAAUUCAUUCUGAAUCUAUUAUCUAAGGAAAACCAAAAUCUCAUAGCCGUAUGUGCUAGUUUGUAGGUGAAUAUAUAAGGCUGCUACCAAUAAGCCAGCUAUGUGCCCAUUAGCUCAUGUGCAACAGAAACUCACAGGCCAGCCUGGUGCUUUGCCUUGGGGAAGCUUCCCACACCCUGAGCUGGGAGAGAGAGUUGGCAUAAAUGUAUGUGCCUAUUGCUGCUGUCUGUGGCUCUGUACUGCUGCCCUAGUUAUGAGUACUGGAAACAUACACCUAAGUGUGGAACUGUCCCUGGUACUGAACAAACCAAAAUGCAUUCCCGGAUAUUUUCCCCAUAUUUCUGUAUCAGAAGGGCAAACCAGAGCAGCUCAUGUAGUUUCAGUGUCAGCAUUGCCAAAUCGAUGAGAAAGUAGAGCUAAAGUUGACCCAAUAUAAAACCAGAUAGGAUGUGUGCACAAUAUUUAGAAUUGUGUUUUAUAGGAUCAAGUUUUAGGGGGGAAGAAUAUUUCAUUGCACUCUUCACUUCCCGUUCUACAGAGCGAUAAGCUGCCCCCCCCCCCUUUUUUUUAAAUAAAAUAAUUCAUAUGGGCAUUAUUAUAUAAAAAUACCAGACUAUUCCAUCUCUGCCACUUAAAGAUACAAUACAGAACAGUACUUCAUUAAAAUAGUAAUCGCAAUUAAGUGGCCUUGCAGAUGUUUUAUGUUUAUAUCCCAGAAUCCUUAGCAGGCAGUAGUCCCACAGCUGUAACAUUUCUACCCUGCCUACUUUUAAUACAGGAUAAUGCAGACUCUUGGCCUUGUAAUGCUGGUUACUAACAGAUACUAUAAAGCAAACUUACUUCAUGGGAUGGAACCAAAUCAAAUCGAAUACUAACAGAUCAAAGUUCCCUUCAGUUAAGCUGCUUUGAUUGUGAGCUGCUUUCUUUAUGGUUUAAUCAACAUAAGGAGCAUAAAUAUGCCUGCUAGUAGCCUCUAACUGAAUAACCCGUUAGGAAAUGUCUGUAUCCACAAGUAUAUGUAUGGCAGUGCACAAGCCAUCUCUAAAGCUAUGUACAAAUACACCAUCCAUUAUCAGUGCCAAUAUAUGGGCAGUGGGGGACUGCGGCAGAGCAGUUACAAUAGGAUAGUAAGACAGUGACAACCCUAUAAAUGAGUUGCCCAACCUGCAGACUUCAGUUGACAAAGUACAACUCCCGGUGCCCUCUGACAGAUGGAGGCUGUUAUAGUUAAAAAGCUAAAUAACCAUAGACUGGCCCGGUGUCUUUAUAGUCAUAUUUCCCUUAAAGGUGCAGAGUAUUAAUUGUGAUUACUCUCCCCUGGUGUCCCUGCAAGGCACUGUGCCAAUAACAUGGCUUUUCGUGUAGCGUUGGUGUCAGACUCCCCCCACUGAAGCUGUUUUUGACCUUCAAAUUUUGGAUUCAGUGUCAGACUGACAUCGUUUGACAUCGCUGACCCUUGAAUUUGCCAUGCUUGGUAUUUGCAUCUUUCUUUCAUUGCAGCAGGUAGCCAUUGCCAUUUGCCAAUAGAUUUCCUCCUCUCAGCGCAUGUACUGAAGCUGUGGUGUUUAGCAGCUGAGGAUCAUGGGAAUGAUGGGACCCACCGCAUUGUUAGUAAUGGAAGUGCAAAUCUCUCUCUUGAGUUUAAGGGAAAGGAGAAAGGUGCUGGUGUUAGUUAUUUGCUUCAGUUUACACAUAUCUCAGUAUUUUCAUAAAAGCAAAAAAAACAAAAAAAAAAUUCAUUUCACAUCCCUAUUGGGGGUGGAGAGUAAGUUAAUAUUCUCAUGACAGUGUCAUGUGUGACUAGAUUCUCCUGUGUAUGUGUACAUGUACAAAAUAUACAUAUAUCUGUAUAGAUGUGUCGUCUGCCUGCCAUUAUUCUAAAAGUGAGAAAGCAUUGCGUGCCCUGCGCUGGUGCUACGCCAUUACUGCCUGGACAUGCUAGCCUAUGGCUUCUUCUGGCCGCAGGGAAUGAACAGAAGCAAUCGGGCCCAGCGUCUUGUCUUUGCGUGGGAUUUCUUGCAUUCUUGCCAAGCCCAUGCCUGCAACACGUAGGGCUCGGUGUAUGUGCCCAUGCCUGCAGCACGUAGGGCUCGGUGUAUGUGCCCAUGCCCGCAGCACGUAGGGCUCGGUGUAUGUGCCGCAGGCUACAGUUGGGCAGCAGUCUUGGGGGUGACUCCCAAGUGAGUACUUAACCCUGAUUGGUUUUGAUAAGAAAUGAUUGAACACCUCUGUGUCAGUUCCAACUCUACACUACAGCUACUAUUUGCUUGGGGGCAGCUUUAGCUUCGCAUUAGCUCACUGGGAGGCACAGCCAAGCUGCACAAAAUCUCCUGCUUCCAAAUCUGGUAUGAAGCAGGAUUUUGUGUACACAGCCACAACCAAGGGUGCAGCCUAAACACUAAUGCCAUAGCCAACACCACAUUUAGUGUGUGAUAGGGUCGCGUGUAUAUAUGGGAAUGUGCAUUUAUUGCUUCUGAUCCUUUGCUUUCCUCCCACUGUUUCUCAUCAGCAUUUACCCCUAUAAACCCCAGCUCCCUGGGCCCUGCGGUAUCCCACAGUGCACCUUGUUGGACAGGGCUGCGUGCCAGAGCUCAGUAAAGACUUACUAUGCUUACUUUAAAUCCCCUUUAGACUCCGUCUGUUGUCCUUUCUAUAUUGAUAUGGCCCCUUCCUGUAUUGAAAUCUGUUCUCCAUUUCAGAAUCUAUUGAUUCUAUCUAAUGAUUCAUUUGCUGUGCUCUGUAAAUGCCACUCAGUGCUGAUUUUUUCACUUGAGAGCGGCCCCCAGUUGUCAUUUUGAUGGCUGCCCAUUCAUAGACCUUGAAGUGACAGCUGAAGUCCUUGGUGCAUGCAUUGGAUUCCUGCUAUAGACUCACCCUGUGUAUUGCUUAGCCCUCCCCAGUCCUGGCACCAUGCCCUGGCAGCCAGUAGCCCGUAUUGUGUUUAGCUAGCAAUGCCUCCUGUGUGCCAUAGUUGGGCAUUACUCUACCUUUGGGCACAUUAAUUCAUUUACCCUCCCUCUGGGAUCUUUCCACUUUAUAUAAGUUGACCCUGUGAGCAAUCCUGCCUGCUAGAAUCAUUAUGAUAUAUCACUAUGCCCUCUUAUACGCUUGGCAAGUUUCUGUUUCCCAAACGCACAAUUGGGCUAUUACAUUGGCUCAGCAAAUGAUUUCUUUAUGGUGCAUGAUUUAAAGCUGCUUGACUGCCUGGGCCGGCGACUGCUUCAUUUUGUUCCUUAGACUCUGCCAGAAGCGCCGCGUCGUGUACAAGAGAAGGGUCAGUAUUAAUAUGACCGGCUGCAUAUAUGUAGUGACUGUAUUAAGGUUUGGGCGCCCACCUUCCCGCUGCUCAUGCCAUAUGAAUGGCAUCUUGCAGUCAUCAACUAUUGCAUCACCGCUACUAUUUGCUCAGUGAUGUCAUGGGACUGAUGAUGUCACAUUACAGAACUCCAAAUGAUUGGUUCAUUGGCAAACUCGGGAGGUGGUUGAAUAAACCUUGCAAACUGAAGACUUUUUUUUGCCUAUUCAUAACAUUCCUCCCCCCCCCUUCCUUUGUCAGAACUUGUAGUGAUUACAACUGACACAAAACUGGCACAAAUGUUUCCUUGUGCCCGGCCGACGUAUCUCACUAGCGGAAGCUUUAUGUCGCGCUCAUCUUCAUAUAACGAAGGUGCUCCUCAGCGGCAGGAAGGAAAAGCUUGCUAUUUUAUAGCCUUCCUGCAGUUCAGGGGUUAAUAGCUGAACAUUUUUUUGCUUGUAACAUACAAAGUUUAUUCAGUUUUUUUUUUGUUUUUGUUUUUAUCGGUGAUGUAAUUUGUUACAAUUUUUUUAAUUAGUGUUUGUUUUUAUUUUCUAACUGCUUUCAUUUAUCAUUUAAAUAUAUUUAAAAAAAAGAGAGAUGUAAUAUUGGACCAGAUGUGAAUAAUAGUAGAAGAUAAAACCUAUUUUAUUCUGUAUUUUUAAAGCUGUUAAAUAUAAUAAAUUGGAUAUUCCUGCUGAACGCC